AUGUCUGAAGGGGGCAGUCAGUACAUCCUCAUCAUAGGAAUGAAGUUCACACCAGAGGUGCUACUCUCAGCGCCUCGCCGCUCAGCUGGAGUCCCCAAUCCUUCGGGCACGAAAGUACUCUACUCCCAAUCGUCCUACGACUUCUCCACGCACAAAAAGGCGGUUGUAGUUCAAUUACUCGAAGUAGCUACUGGAGAGGCGCAGACCGUUGCCGAAGACGACAACCUUUCAGACUUCAAUUGGCUCGAUGACGAGAGCUUCGUUUGUCUGCAGGCUGGAAAGGAUGGCACCACUAAAGUCUGCGUGUUGAGCGUGAAGGCUGAUAGCUUGGUCACUUCUGUCCGUCAGCACGAAGCCGGAACAAUCCAGGCAGCGGCUAGUAACCUCAAGAUCACGCCAAUCGAGGGUUCGCAUGAUGUGGCGAUUGUGGUUAGUGCUCCUACAGGUCCGGAUGGUUGUCUCUGGACUUCUGAGCAGCCUAGCAAGAAGACGCAGUCCACGGGGCGAUUGUACUCGAGCUUGUAUGUGAGACACUGGGAUCAGUGGAAAGGGAAGGACAAGAACUCGUUAUGGUAUGGCAAGCUCAGCCGUGGAUCCGGCGGGAAGUACGCACUUUCCGAACUUCAUAACGCACUGAAAGAUACAGGCUUGGAGUGUCCCAUCCCGCCGUUCGGAGGUGGCGAUCACUUCGAUGUAGGACGACAGGGCAUCAUUUUCGUGGCGAAAGACCCGGAGCUUAACCCUGCUCUGAACACGAAAUGUAAUGUUUACAUUCUGAAGAUCACAUCGUGGACUGGGUCGAAUUCGCUGGAACUGGAGAAGAUCCCGGUAGAUGAUUUCCAUGGCGCGGCUAGCUCGCCUGUUUGGAACCCUGAUGGCAGUGGUGCUGCCUUCCUGAUGAUGCACGGCGCGGGCUAUGAGGCUGAUCAGAACUGGGUGUUCGUGAUGCGAGACAUACAGACUGGAACCACUGGGACUCGUGUGCAAAGACUUGGAGGGGAAGAUCUUGACGCGCAAAGCAAAGACAGCUUCUGGUCACGUAGUCCCAGCGCCAUUGCGUUUUCGGCCGAUAGCAGAUCGAUACUCGCGACCGCGGAGGACACGGGUCAUGGCAAGCUUUUCGAGAUCAGCCUAGAGAACACAGGCGUCAGAAAGUUAACGGAUACCGGCUACGUGGGAGACUUCAAGCGGCUUGCGGAUGGCAAGAUCUUCAUCUCAGGCAGCUCUAUUGUGGAGAGCAGCUGGUACAAGAUCGUAGAUGCUACACAGACAGGCAGUGCAGUGUCUGAGGUCUGGUCUCACUCGCAUCUGGCGAGCCGCAACGGACUUGGCCUAGACUCAAGGCAAGUGUCCACUAUCUGGACACCCGCCAGCAACCCAAAGAUUAACAAGGAAGUACACUCCAUCGUGGUGAAGCCCAGCACAUUCAAGUCUGGCAAGAAGUAUCCCGUCGCAUAUCUAAUUCAUGGAGGACCUCAGGGCAGCUGGGGAGACAGCUGGUCAACACGAUGA
Molecule: messenger RNA, 1512 nt
Organism: Recurvomyces mirabilis
Lineage: Eukaryota; Fungi; Ascomycota; Dothideomycetes; Mycosphaerellales; Teratosphaeriaceae
Exons: 2
Coding region: 1-1512 (503 amino acids)
Molecular function (GO): serine-type endopeptidase activity
Source: RefSeq, a predicted model, not a curated record